Messenger RNA from Hevea brasiliensis (rubber tree), 1682 nucleotides. Its product is annotated as protein WHAT'S THIS FACTOR 1 homolog, chloroplastic. The record is from RefSeq and is a predicted model, not a curated record. Lineage: Eukaryota; Viridiplantae; Streptophyta; Magnoliopsida; Malpighiales; Euphorbiaceae. Gene Ontology annotation, molecular function: RNA binding.
AUGACUACGAGUAAGCGUGUCCAAGACAGGAGCAGCAAAAAGAGAGUGCACGAUCUGGAGAUAGUGACAGAGAAGUGGAAAAUAGUGUCGAAGGUGAUGGCAGUUAUGGAAGUCUUGAAGUGGGAGGUUGAUAUGGUAAUCGCUUUGAGAAAUCUUGAACAAUACAGGAACCGGAUCAAUCUACCUAAGCCCCAUAAAAUAUCUGUUUUUCUUUCGAAAUCUCCUAAGCUUUUUGAAUUAUAUAAGGAUCAAAGGGGAGUGUUAUGGUGUGGGAUGACGAAAGAAGCAGAGGAUUUACUGGAAGAACAGGAAAGGUUAAUUGAGGAGCAUUCUGAUAAAGCUGUGGAGUAUGUUAAUAGGUGUCUGAUGAUGUCUGUUGACAAACAGCUUCGGGUGGAUGAGAUUGCACAUUUCAGGAGAGAUUUUGGCUUGCCUAUGGGUUUUAGGACCAAAUGGGUGCAUAAAUAUCUCAAACUAUUCAGAGUUGUUAAAUCUGUAGAUGGAGAGGAGUAUUUGAAACUUGUAUCCUGGAAACCUGCUUGGGCAAUCAUAGAGUAAGAGAAGAAGAUAUUAGGGGCAACUGAAAUAAGUGUGCAUGAACCAGGAUUGCUUUCAUUGCCAUUUCUAUUGAAGUUUCCUCCUAAUUACAAGAAGCUGGUGUAUAAAUAUGGAGGGAAAAUUGACCACUUCCAGAAAAGGUUUUAUAUAUCACCAUAUGCAGAUGCUAGAGGAAUCACAGCUGGGUCCCUGGAAUUUGAUAAGAGGGCUGUUGCCAUUAUUCAUGAAUUGCUCAGUUUUACCAUUGAGAAGAGAUUGGUUACUGCUCAUCUUACCCACUUUCGAAGAGAAUUUGUGAUGCCACAAAAAUUGAUGAGACUUUUUUAGAAGCAUUUUGGGAUUUUCUAUGUGGGGAAGAGGUUUAGUGUGUUCUUGAAUGAAGCUUAUGAAGGCCAAGAGCUGAUUGAGAAAGGCCCUUUGGUUGUUUGGAAGGAAGAGCUCCUGAGCCUUGUUGGUUACAGAGGAAAGAAAAAGAAGAUUGAAAAUUUCAGUGAUUUAUCAGACAUGGAGUAUGCCAAUUUAUACAAUGAUUCUGAGAAAGAAUGCAUGAGCAUGCAAUUGGAGUGUGAGGAGACAAUGGGUGAUAUAGAGGAUGCUUUACUUGUGGACAGUGAUGAGAUGGAGGUUGGAGAGCUUGGUAGUGCAUACAAGGAUAGUGAUACAUCUUGAGGUAAGGAACUUUGUCUUUCUAGUUUGUUGAUGGUCCUCCAUAAGCUUCAUCCUUUUAUUUUAGUUGGUGAAUGCAAUUAGACUACGUUGGUCCCAUUAGAUAGAUGCUUAGAACUUUUUUUUACGCACACACUUGAUUCUAUCUUUUUGUGCUAAUUACUUUAUGAUUGUAACUGUGAGCUGAUAUGCAUGCAGAUCCAGUAAUCGAGAAACUACAUGCAUUGUAUCAUUGAUCACUAAUCAUGUAAAUGAUUUUUUUAGUUUAGAAAGACAUAACAGGCAUUUUAUGUAAUAAAUAUAUAACAAUUAGAGGCAAUUUGGCCCUUUGAAAUGUCUUACCACUGGAUGACUAAAGACCUACUGCUAGAAAACAAAGUCUAGCGUACUUGUUGUGAACUUUCUGUAACUAUUUUAUCCAUUGAAGUUGAAAUUGUAUAAACCAUAGUUACCAGAUU